AUAAAUAAAUAACAGCAAAGUGCACAGUAGCAUACUCACCCCUUCCUCUCCAACAUUUUUAUCCAACCACAUCCAAGUUUCACACUCGCCAGUCACCAGUCUCACCCAACCCUUAUUUCUCACCCAUCAAAGCCAAAACUCCCCCACUGUUUCCCUUUCAGACCCCCAUCCCCCCUCUUUCUCUUUCCGCAGAAUAGCAGUUGUGCGUUUGAUCUUCAAUGGCGCUUAUGCUAGACAACUGUGAAGGCAUUUUGCUGUCACUAGACUCCCACAAAUCGGUCCCAGCUCCAUUCCUUACAAAAACUUACCAAUUGGUUGAUGAUCCCACCACUGACCACAUAGUUUCUUGGGGUGAAGAUGAUACAACUUUCGUUGUUUGGAGACCGCCUGAGUUCGCCCGAGAUCUCCUCCCUAACUAUUUUAAGCAUAAUAACUUCUCUAGCUUUGUCAGGCAACUCAACACCUAUGGUUUUAGGAAGAUUGUACCUGACAGAUGGGAGUUCGCAAAUGAGUUUUUCAAGAAAGGAGAGAAGCAAUUGCUCUGUGAAAUUCAUAGAAGAAAAACAGCUCAGCCACAAGUAGCUAUUAAUCAUCAUCAUCAUCACCACCCACAUUCUCCGCUUGGUGUUAACGGACCCAGUUUCUUUCCAUUUUCAAGCCGAGUUAGCAUCUCGCCAUCUGAUUCGGACGAACAAGCCAACAAUUGGUGUGACUCGCCGCCUCUCUCUUCGCCGAGAGGAGUGGCGAAUGCUUCAGUUAUUAAUGGUGGCGGAUAUAACAGCUCGGUGACUGCCUUAUCAGAGGAUAAUGAGAGACUAAGGAGAAGCAAUAAUAUGCUUGUGUCUGAGCUUGCACACAUGCGAAAACUUUACAAUGAUAUUAUCUACUUUGUUCAAAAUCAUGUCAAGCCUGUCACUCCUAGCAAUUCCUACCCCUCUUCCCUGCUUCUUUGUGCUCCAACAUCUACAGCUAAUCCUUUUGCUUCUAACGGUUCUCUGGUACAAAAGCCUUUAAACCAGCUUUUUGGAUAUUACCCUCCUACUAACGCUAAGCAAAUUCCUCAAGUUCAAGUUUUAAACUCUCCAAGUAACACUUCACAGAGUUCUUUGACAAUUCUUGAAGAUUCCAACAGCAAUGGCUGCAAUACGAAGUUGUUUGGCGUGCCUUUACAAUCCAAGAAAAGAAUGCACCCGGAGUAUGCUUCCAAUACAGGAAACAUGGAGGCUAGUAAAGCUCGUCUAGUGUUGCAAAAGGAUGAUUUAGGGUUGAAUCUCAUGCCCCCUUCAACAUGUUAGUUUCCUCAAACCCAUUCAAAGAUCCGAAGUUUUUGCCCUCUUUUUUAUUAUUUUUUUUCCUCACCAUUUAGAUUUUUCUUGUUCGAUUGCCAUGUUGUUCUUUAGAGUGAGAGUCUGAGAUGAUAGUGUUGAUUAAAUAUGUGUGUGCGUGCGUGUGGGUGUUUGUGACUCUGUACAUAAUUUUAGUGCCAAGUAUGUUCUUGUUCCCACCAGCCAUGAAUGCAGGUGGGUUUUGGUUAGAGUGAUGAUCAAAGAAAGUUUUAAAAUCACCAACUCCAUUUUCCUCUA
Molecule: messenger RNA, 1583 nt
Organism: Hevea brasiliensis (rubber tree)
Lineage: Eukaryota; Viridiplantae; Streptophyta; Magnoliopsida; Malpighiales; Euphorbiaceae
Product: heat stress transcription factor B-4
Exons: 2
Coding region: 219-1295 (358 amino acids)
Biological process (GO): regulation of transcription by RNA polymerase II
Cellular component (GO): nucleus
Molecular function (GO): DNA-binding transcription factor activity; RNA polymerase II cis-regulatory region sequence-specific DNA binding
Source: RefSeq, a predicted model, not a curated record